CUCUUCUCACUCAGACUAGCUUUUGACUUUGCAAUCGACGGCCAAGUAAACGGUCAACUACAAUCUAAUACACCGAGUGCUAAGACGCCAAAUUUUGUCACUUCAUUUUCACACGAUUAUUACUCCGAGUAAAUUCUCACAUCGUUUGAAUUACUUUCCAUUUCGGUUGUUAAUUCGACAGUGGUGAAUACUCGAGGGAGCUGGAAAUACCGUUGGUGUUGUGAUUUGUGAAGAUUUCAUUGAGGUGUGAAAACGUGAAGUCAAGUGCCUAAAUUAAAUUUCGUUAUAUAUUAUUUUUUCUGGAGUUAGCUCUCAAGUGCUUUAACUGCUCCUCUGUAUUUGCUUUAUUCACAAAUUGGAUGCAGCCGUAUUUGACAGGUACCGGUUGUACCUCGUCGUAUUUGAAAAAGCAUAAAGCAACCAAGUGAGGUCAGGAAUUCCAGCGCAUGCGCGUAUAGCCCAUUGGAAGGAGACAACCGAGGAAAACAGACCAGAGAGAAGUGGAAUUCACAGGAAUAGAGGCUCCCCUCCCUGCCCCGGCAGCCCCCAAAGGACAAACUAAAAAGCAAAACUAAAACAUCGAAAAAAGUCGCCAGUGGCCCAACAGGUCUGUUUCUCCUACCUUGGCCGCUACUACUGACGUCUGAGCACACAAGUGUUUUUCCACCACCAUAGCCGGCAAAAACCAAUCACCCAUCGUCAGUCCCAAGAUUUACGUGUAGUUGUUGCGUACAAACAGCCGGAUAAAAUGAAUGAGAAUGAUAAGUCAGUCAGAGACGGGAACUCCGCACAGGAGGAAGAAGAAAUGUUUGAGCGGGAACUUGCUGAGGAUGCGCAGUGGAAGAGAAUACAACAAAAUACGUUUACAAGAUGGGCAAAUAAACAUCUAAAAUGUGUUGACAAAUAUAUCAAUGAUUUGGAGGGUGAUCUGUCUGAUGGGCUUCUACUAGUGAGUUUGCUGGAGGUAUUGGCCCAAAAGCGACUGCCAAAGCACAACAAAAAGCCCAAUUUUAGAUCGCAAAAGUUGGAGAAUGUGGCUGUUGCACUUAAAUUCCUCGACGACCAGGGAAUACGCAUUGUUAACAUUGAUUCAUCGGACAUCGUUGAUUGCAAAUUGAAGCUGAUCCUGGGGUUAAUAUGGACUCUCAUUCUCCAUUACUCAAUCUCCAUGCCAAUGUGGGAUGGUGAUGAUGGAGACGACACGGAGAAAGGUGCAACGCCGAAGCAGAGACUAAUGAACUGGAUCAAAUCGAAAUUGCCGGAAGUGCCGAUUAAUAACUUCACGUCAGACUGGAACGAUGGAAAAGCCGUGGGUGCGCUGGUCGAUGCUGUUGCCCCGGGUCUCUGCCCAGAUUGGCAGAACUGGGAUCCCAAGGAUGCUGCCCAAAAUGCUGCUGAGGCUAUGGGACUUGCUGAUGACUGGCUCAAUAUCCCUCAGCUCAUUAGCCCUGAAGAAAUGGUCAAUCCAAACGUGGACGAAUUGUCUAUGAUGACAUAUCUAUCUCAGUAUCCACAUGCAAAAUUGAAGCCUGGUGCUCCAAUCAGACCGCGCACCAAUCCAAACAGCGUGCCUCCGCCCCGAGUACGAGCUUACGGUCCUGGAAUCGAACCGAAAGGCCCGAUCGUCGGUGCUCCAGCCAAUUUCACGGUUGAAACUUUCUCGGCGGGAAAAGGCGAUGUUCAGGUGACAGUCGACGAUCCCAAGGGUCAAAAAUUGCCGGUUGACAUUCGCUUCAACAAUGACAGGAACCUUACCUACUCUGUAUCGUACACACCGAAAGCCGAGGGCCCUCACAAGGUCAAAGUACUUUAUGGAGGCCGGGAAAUCCCGAAGAGUCCGUAUCCUGUUCUGGUCGAGGGUCAACCAGGCGAUCCUGGCAAAGUCACCGCUAGUGGACCUGGACUGCAACCCCAAGGCGUCGUUGUCAAUCGCCCAACUUAUUUCGAUAUUUAUACCAAGGAUGCUGGAAGGGGAGUCCCAGAAGUCAUUAUUCUCGAUCCGCAGAGCUCGAAGACCACAGUGCCUGUAAAACUUCGUCAAACAUCACCAGACGUCUGGCGUUGUGAGUACUGUUCCCCAGUGGUAGGUCUUCACUCGGUGAAUGUCUUCUUCGCUGGAAAAUUAAUCCCGAAGAGCCCAAUGGGAGUCCAUGUAGCGCCAGUAUCAGAUGCCAAGAAGUGUCGCGCAUACGGUAGAGGUUUACUCUCCACGGGUGUUCGUGUGAAAGACAUCGCAGACUUCGUGAUUACCACCAAUGAUGCUGGAGAAGGACUGGUUGAUGCUCGUUGCAUUGGUCCAGGCGGUGUCAGCCUCCCCGUCACCAUCAAUAAGGUCGACGACAAUACGUACAAGUGUCACUAUGUUCCAGUGAAAGAUGGGCGCCACGUGGUGAUGAUAACUUAUGGUGGGAAGGAGAUCCCCAAGUCCCCCUUCGAAGUGAACGUCGGCCCCUACAAAGAAUCGUCGAUCCGAGUGUUCGGGCCAGGAUUGUAUGGCGGGAUUGUCAAUCAUCCAGCGAAAUUCACUGUGGACACCAAUGGAGAGACAGGAGCUCUAGGGUUCUCCAUCGAGGGACCGUCCAAAGCGAAAAUCGAGUGCCAUGAUAAUGGGGAUGGAACUGCAGACGUCACCUAUCUGCCCACAGCUCCAGGACCUUAUGCUGUGCACAUCCUCUGUGAUAAUGAGGACAUUCCCAAGUCGCCUUAUAUUGCUAACAUUGUUCCUGCAAGUGACUUUCAUCCUGAUAAAGUCGAGGUUUCCGGACCUGGGAUUCAACCUGAAGGGGUUCAUCGUGAUAAGCCCACACAAUUCACGGUAGACCCACGUAAAGCUGGACAAGCGCCUCUAGAGGUCGCCAUUCAAGACGCUUUAGGACGUCAAGUGCCUGUCAAGCUUGAUAACAAGAAAGACGGAACGGUUCAGGCUCACUACACGCCAACCUCCGGGGCUGGACAUGUGGUGAUGGUGAACUAUGGAAAUGUUGCUACGAAGAAAUCCCCCUACAGGGUCAAAGUCACCUCUCCAUUGAAUCCAGCCAUGGUCCAGGCCUUUGGACCUGGUCUGGAGAAAGGCGUCAAGUCUAAUACUCCAACUCACUUCAAUAUUGACUGCAGAGAGGCUGGCAAUGGCGACCUCGAUGUCAAUAUGACUGGACCCGAUGGACGAGAUCUUCCAGUGACAUUGAGUGAUAAUGAGGAUGGUACUUACACUGUUGACUACGUCGCACCUCAACCAGGACCCUACAAGGUGGAUCUCACCUAUGGAGGAUUGAAGGUACCCAAAUGCCCGAUCAAGGUGAACGUUCAGCCUCAUGUAGAUGUCUCCAAGAUCAAGGUCGAUGGACUAGAACCAACGGCACCGGUCAACAGCCUUCAACAAUUUCGAGUGAUAACCGAGGAGACUGGCAACAGAACCGCUGAGAUACAGGUGGGAAUAACAGCACCAUCGGGCAAUCGUGUUAUGGCACACCUGAUACCAACACACGAUGGCUAUCUCGUUAACUUUACACCUAUGGAGCUAGGUGAAUAUUUGUUGGGUAUUAGUUUUGGGGGUGAGCCAAUAACACCACAUCCGUACCGAUUGAAUUGUGUACAUGGAAGUGAUCCAUCUAAAGUACGUGCCACUGGACCUGGCCUCCAUCGUGGCCUUGUCGGUAGGCGAGCUGAAUUUGUCAUUGACACACGUGGCGCUGGCCAGGGUGGACUCGGUGUCACUGUUGAAGGUCCAUGUGAGGCAGCUAUCAACUGUCGUGACAAUGGGGAUGGUACCUGUUCAGUUGCUUAUCUACCCACUGAACCUGGAGAUUACGGAAUCAAUAUCACUUUCAAUGAUCGACACAUUCCUGGAUCACCGUUUCAAGCUAUCAUCGCACCCGACGCCGAUCUUUCCAAGAUCAAGGUCAUCGGACAUGGCAUUCAGCCCCAUGGUAUAGCUGUGAAUAUCCCGACGGAAUUCACUGUUGACACCAGGGCAGUUCCAAAAACGAAAGGAGAUGAUGGAAAGGUUUCUUGUUCGAUCACAAAUCCGAGUGGAGGAAAAACUGAGAAAACAAUAACGCCCCAGAACGACGGCACUUAUCGUGUCAGUUACACACCUUUUGAGGAGGGUCCUCACACCAUUGACAUUCUUUAUGAUAACGUGCCUGUUCCUGGGUCUCCCUUCUCGGUUAAUGUCAAGAGAAUUUGCGAUCCAACCAAGUGCAAGGCUUAUGGACCAGGUUUGAAGAAGGGAAUUGUUGAUAAGGUCAACAAAUUCACCGUUGAGACCAGUGAUGCUGGAAAUGGUGGGUUGGGUCUGGCUAUCGAAGGCCCCUCCGAGGCCAGGAUGACCUGCAAGGACAACUACGAUGGCUCCUGCAGCGUGGAGUACGUACCCACAGAACCCGGUGACUACGACGUGGCCAUCAAGUUCGGUGAGAAGCACAUCCCAGGUUCUCCCUUCAGGGUACCAGUGGAGAACGCAGUCGAGAGUAGAAAUGACGUGAUAGCCUAUGGGCCAGGCCUGGAGCCGGAGAAAGUACGCGAGGGCGUACCAGCACAAUUCAUGGUCGACACAUCGAAAUGCCCUGGAGAACAGCUCAACGUUAAGCUGAAGACAGAUAAGGGCCAGAUGCAGAAGCCCAAGAUCGAGAGUCGAGGAAAUGGUCUCUACGAGGUGACUUACAUGCCCCCAGCAGCUGGUGCUAACAUCCAAGUUGAUGUUUUGUAUGGAAACAAGAGCAUCCCUGAUAGCCCCUACAGUUUCCACGUGCAACCAGGCUGUGAUCCUAAUAAAGUCGUUCUCUCAGGACCCGGUGUUGCCUCAGUUUGCACAGCAUCUUUCCCAACAGACUUUGUCGUCGAUACAUCGAAAGCUGGAUAUGGCGAUCUCGAGGUUCAAGUGCUGGGACCAGAUCAAGCCCCACGUAAAGUGACUGUCCAAAACAUCGGAGAUGGUAAAUACAAGGCCACGUAUCUCCCUGAUGACUGCGGCCGUUACAAAGUAAACGUUAAAUACGGGGGAAAAGAAGUUCCCAACAGCCCAGUCAAUGUCCAGAGUGUGUCUACUGGUAAAGCUGAUCAAUGCAAAAUCAAAGAGGGAAUUCAGCAGACUUUAGCCCCAGGCGAGGAGUACUCCAUCAACGUCGACACCCAGAACGCUGGACGUGGGGCUGUCACCUGCAGAAUUCGAUCGACUUCCGGCAGUGAAGUGGUGGACAUCGAUAUCGAAGACAAGGGCGAUGGCAAUGUUGAUGUAUACUACAAAGUCGAGGAUGCGGGUGACUACACACUGAGCAUUAAGUUUGGUGGUCAACCGGUGCCAAAUGGUUUCUAUACAUUCACGGCAUCUGAGGAGUAUCGUGAGACAAGUACCCACAAAACUCACAGACGUGGCAGAAGGAGGCAGCAUCAGGAGAGUGUCAUUGAGCAGCACUGCAGCUCAACUGUCCAGGAGACAAUAACAACAAAGCGAAGUACUAAAAGCCAACACGAUAGUACCAGCAAAUUUAAUUCAAUCAGACUCAACAACAUCCCACUGCCAUCAUCAGCUGACGGUACCGUUACCUCCGAAGUUAAGAUGCCGAGUGGAAAUGUAGACAAACCAGUGAUCGAAGACAACCAUGAUGGGACUGUCUCACUCAAGUACGACCCGAGGGAAGAGGGACUUCAUGAGGUUUACGUUAAGUUCAAUGGAGAGCAUGUGCAAGGUUCACCGUUCCACUUCCACGUGGACUCUCUCGCCAGUGGCUACGUCACAGCUUAUGGUCCUGGUCUGAUUUAUGGAGUAUGCGGUGAGCCCGCUAACUUCACAAUCUCGACAAAGGGUGCAGGAGCUGGUGGUCUGUCCCUAGCAGUGGAAGGCCCGAGCAAGGCGGAAAUCUCUUGCCACGACAAUAAGGAUGGCACGGUUUCAGUGUCUUACUUGCCCACAGCCCCUGGAGAAUACAAGAUAUCCGUUAAAUUCGCAGACAAGCCGAUCAAAGGUAGCCCUUAUGCAGCCAAGAUUACUGGUGAGGGUCGCAAGAGAAAUCAGAUCUCGGUGGGCUCGUCCAGUGAGGUUCAACUCCCAGGGAAGGUCUCCGACGCUGAUAUUCGUUCCUUGAACGCUUCUAUCACAGCCCCAAGUGGCCUGGAGGAGCCCUGCUUCCUCAAGAAAAUGCCCAGUGGCAACAUGUGCGUCUCCUUCACCCCUAGGGAAUCUGGUGAGCACGUUGUGGCUGUCAAACGUAUGGGCAAGCACAUUCAGAACUCGCCCUUCAAGAUCGAUGUCAAGGAUCGCGAAGUAGGUGAUGCCAAGAAGGUCAAGGUGACUGGAGGCGCUCUGAAGCAGGGAAAAACUCACGUGGAGAACACCUUCUCCAUUGACACCAGGAACGCUGGCUUUGGUGGUCUCUCCUUAUCCAUGGAGGGUCCCAGCAAGGCCGAAAUUCAGUGCAAGGACAACUCCGAUGGCACCCUCAACAUCUCCUACAAACCCACUGAGCCAGGAUACUACAUCAUGAAUCUCAAAUUUGCUGAUCAUCACGUCGAGGGCUCACCAUUCACUGUUAAGGUCACUGGAGAGGGCUCCAACAGACAGAGGGAGAAGAUUCAGCGCCGUAGGGAGGCUGUCCCCAUCACUGAAGUGGGCUCCCAGUGCAAAUUGACGUUCAAGAUGCCUGGAAUUACUUCAUUCGAUCUUACCUCCAGUGUCACAUCCCCUGGAGGAGUCACUGAGGAUGCUGAGAUCAAGGAAGUCGAGGAUGGACUCUAUGCUGUGGCUUUUGUCCCCAAAGAGCUUGGGGUUCAUACGGUUUCAGUUAAAUACAAGGAGAUGCACAUCCCUGGAUCACCCUUCCAGUUCACGGUGGGUCCGUUGAAGGAUGGCGGAGCUCAUAGGGUGCAUGCUGGUGGGCCUGGAUUGGAAAGGGGAGAGCAGGGCGAACCUUGUGAGUUCAAUAUCUGGACCAGGGAGGCUGGUGCUGGUACAUUGGCCGUCUCUGUUGAGGGACCCAGUAAAGCGCAGAUUGAUUUUAAGGACCGAAAGGAUGGCUCCUGCUAUGUGAGCUAUCGUGUCACUGAACCUGGUGAUUAUAGAGUGGGAAUUAAGUUCAACGAUCAACACAUACCCGACUCACCCCACAAAGUUUAUAUAUCACCGGCUGUUGGAGACGCUCAUAAACUAGAGGUAGCUCAAUUCCCGGAUCACGGAGUCCAGCCUGACAAACCCCAUACUUUCCUAGUACGCAAUAACGGGGCCAAGGGACAGCUCGAUGGAAAGAUUGUAUCCCCAAGCGGUGUCGAAGACGACUGUUUCAUCCAGGCAAUUGACUCUGAAGAAUACUCAGUCCGAUUCAUGGCCCGUGAGAAUGGAAUUCACAAUAUUCAUCUCAAGUUCAAUGGUGUUCACAUCAACGGUAGCCCUCUGCGCGUUAAAGUAGGCAAAGUCGACGCCGAUCCAGCGGCAAUUCAGGCCUACGGUAAUGGUUUGAAAGAGGUGAAAACCGGCCAGAAGUUCGAUUUCAUCGUUGACACUUGCAAUGCCGGUGCUGGAGCACUUGCUGUCACUGUCGAUGGACCCAGCAAAGUGGCUAUGGAUUGCACUGAGGUAGAGGAGGGCUACAAGGUCAGGUACACACCAUUGGUACCUGGAGAUUACUACAUCAGUCUCAAAUACAAUGGCUAUCAUAUCGCUGGAUCACCGUUCAAGGUUGCAUGCACUGGAACCGAUUUGGCUGAGAGAGGUGCUUCGGAGACCAGUUCUGUCGUAGUGGAGACUGUUCAGAAGUUUUCCAAAACUAAGAAGGACGUAGUCCAGAUGCCCAAAUUUAAAUCAGAUGCCAGUAAGGUCAGCAGUAAGGGUAUGGGUCUGAAGAAGGCAUACCUUGGUAAACAAAAUCAAUUCUCAGUCAACGCUGGCGAUGCCGGCCAAAAUAUGCUGUUCGUCGGUGUCUAUGGACCCAAAGGGCCGUGUGACGAGGUCUACGUGAAGCACGCGGGACGUAAUACUUACAACGUCAGCUAUCUCGUUCGUGAACGUGGUGAAUACCUCGUGAUCGUCAAGUGGGGAGAGGACCACAUCCCUGGAUCACCAUUCAAAGUAGACGUUUAAGAUGCUUUUAUAUUAAAAUUUCAUGGUGAAACAAAAAUACGAGUGCCAACAUUUAGUUUUUAAGCCCCAUCAGAUCGGCUGAACAUCAAUUAUGGACAAUUUGAAUGUUAAACAAUGACUUUCCUUAUUUUGUUGUGAUACAUUAAAUACUCUCGAGUAUUCAAAUUGUCCCAAGAUUUACUUUGCAUAUUUUAUCCCUUUGUCUUUUGAAUUUCUUCAUCCAAUUGGUAUCUUUACUCUAUGAGAAAAACUAUUCAACUUUUUAUUAUUAUGAUUACUCCUUUCAUUUACUUAUAACCCUCCAUAAAUGGAUUUUAGAACGAUGUGCAACUCUUGUUUGUAAUUAUGAGGAAAAAAAUGCCAAUUGUACAGAAUAACGAGUGUCAAUUAAUCGUUUACACCGAGUAAUGCAAUACAAUUGCCAAAUGUGCCUUAAAGUUUACUUAAAUGUGAAUAAAGAGGAAAAAAAUAAUGUUAUAAAUACAUGUCAUGUCAUACUAUACACAUGUUAUACCGAGAAAUAGAUAAUAAAAAAUUGAAAAAUAAUAUAUUUAUUAAA
Diachasmimorpha longicaudata is the source of this 8630-nucleotide messenger RNA. It is a transcript of the gene cher, whose product is annotated as filamin-A. Gene Ontology annotation, biological process: actin cytoskeleton organization. The transcript has 20 exons. The coding region runs from base 749 to 8071 and encodes 2440 amino acids. Gene Ontology annotation, molecular function: actin filament binding. The record is from RefSeq and is a predicted model, not a curated record. NCBI's taxonomy places the organism in Eukaryota, Metazoa, Arthropoda, Insecta, Hymenoptera, Braconidae.